Molecule: messenger RNA, 330 nt
Organism: Drosophila navojoa
Lineage: Eukaryota; Metazoa; Arthropoda; Insecta; Diptera; Drosophilidae
Product: small ribosomal subunit protein uS14 pseudogene
Source: RefSeq, a predicted model, not a curated record
ACAUCAACACAUUUGGGAACUGGAAAUUGAAAGUGUCUGGGAUCUACACUCCUUUUUUUCGAUUUUCCAUCGUAAAUUCCAACCGGGGUUUGCUACUCUUUGGUACUCGCAGCCUCGUAAAUACCUCCCUUGGUCCCAUUGCUGCCGUGCCUGCUUGAACCAACAUGGUCUGAUCCGCUAAUACGUCCUGAACGUUUCUCGUCAAUGCUUCAGGGAGUACGCCAAUUGCAUUGGCUUCAAGAAGCUGAAUUAAAUAUACGUUUCAUUCUUUGGCGUCAAUCUUUAAGCAUAUUAAUCUUAGUAGUCGAUUUCGAGGGAUUACGUCUAUUA